Messenger RNA from Rhinolophus ferrumequinum (greater horseshoe bat), 7290 nucleotides. It is a transcript of the gene ZNF507, whose product is annotated as zinc finger protein 507. NCBI's taxonomy places the organism in Eukaryota, Metazoa, Chordata, Mammalia, Chiroptera, Rhinolophidae. Bases 2202 to 5021 code for a protein of 939 amino acids. Gene Ontology annotation, biological process: regulation of transcription by RNA polymerase II. The record is from RefSeq and is a predicted model, not a curated record. The transcript is spliced from 6 exons. Gene Ontology annotation, cellular component: nucleus. Gene Ontology annotation, molecular function: DNA-binding transcription factor activity, RNA polymerase II-specific; RNA polymerase II transcription regulatory region sequence-specific DNA binding.
GCAGGUUUGCAUCAGCUCUAAAACUCGAGGUGAUUUGUCCGAGUCUUUUCCUUGAGGCGAAGUGAACUCCUUCCUACAUUUUCCUUUCUUUUUAAGGUGCACUGUGAUGUGCACAGGGAGCAGUUGGCACCACUCUACCUCCCUCCUGUCGUGUCGUGAAGUAAAGAAAGAUAAUGCGAGUCACCUUGGCAGUGAGUCUUGUGGGAAUCCAGUCUGUUAACCUCCAGGUUAUCAGUCAGCCUGCGGGGAGGGCAGGGGAUCUUAGCUUAGAACCACAUCUGGUGCAAGAAAGUGAAUGUUCAAGGAUUCCUGUCCUUAACCCAUUUAACAUUGGCACGUAACUGUGAACUAGUGGGAACAAAGCUUUCAGGGACUGACCCCACGGGGGUGGGUCAGAGGUCUCAGGAAGAGCCGCAGCUCCCCUGGGCCUAAAGAUGUGGAAUUCCUGGGCAGUAAGGUGACUUAAGUCACAAAGUGUUUUUCUAAAGAAACAGAUUGGUCUGCCGCUGGUCCCCUCUUUAGUGACUUAAGGUUAAAGGUAGAGAUUUCAAAGCACGUGUUCUUCCUACUUGAGACAGAUUUAACAGAACUCCAAGCAGUCGUCGACUUAGGAUAUUUCAGCUUCAGGGUGGUGCAAAGGCGAUACGCACCCAGGAGACACCGUACUUUGGAUUCUGAGUAUUGGUCUUCCCCAGCUGGUGGUGUGUGUAGCUGACCUCUUGUUGUUGUGGACAGUGCAGCUCCCAGGCAGCCACAUGGUCUGGAGCACAGACAACCGUGGUCUGCAAUGUGGUAGUAAAUGCACACUCAAGGAGCCGCUGUCAUCCUUUGAGAGGUGAUGCCCUCAGGUUGUCUAGGGGAGAGAGUGGACUCCGGGAGCUGGCCAGUGUCCUUGUUCAGGCUGUGACACACAUCUCCUGCCAUGAGUUAAUCAGGAAAGCAGAGAGGGACACAUGUUAGGAAGGAGGGAGGAAGUGGUACUAAAGAAGCCACGAGUGAAGUGUUUGCACUUUUGCCUGACAUGGACCUACGCAUAGGGAGUUAGUGUGCCAGAAAGAGGAGGAAAUCCGAGCAAAGGAGCGUAACUGCUGUCGGGCUGGGAGGCAUUCGGUGCUGAGGCUGCUCCAAGCUCUGGGGGGUCUAGUGGGAGUUUGGAUGUGAUCUUAGCAGGGCCUCCUGGGGGAGGGGGCUGUGACCCACCUGAAAUAAGAGUGCAGAUUCUGUGGCUCAGAUUAAAUGACAGCGUGGUCUUUGGUCUGCGGCCAGUUCCACUAAAACUUUAUUGGCGUUUAUUGAACGUUGUGAGUAAGAUUCUAUAAUGCACCUAAAAAUGUGGAAAAACAAAACUUGUUGCUGGAAGAUAAGCUUAAACUUAAAAAUGUGACCCAAGUCAACAAAUUAAUGUCACUUUAAGCCAAAGGAAAUGUUUGAAAUGAAAGGACUGCCAAGAAGUAGAGUUUUAAGAUUUAGGCUGAAAGAUACAAGUACUUUAUGUUUCGUGACUUCUUUCCUUGCCCGUGAUGUGUAACUGGGUCCGCCACAUAAACCACGGUGAGAACUCUGCGUGUUUGGACCUGGACCACAAGUAGCAUGUCAGCUGUGUCCUUCUUUGGCGCCCCUUUCCCUUUCAGGAAAAAGAAAAUAUGUGUGUAUGAGUGAUACUUGACCACUUAUGUGACCUCUGGGAAAAAACCGCAGCAUAGUUUGUGGUUUGUCUUCAAGAAGACAAACCAAAGGAAGUAAAAGGAGGAAGAGGAUCAUUGCUUUUAUUUAGUUUCGUUAGCACAGUACUUCUUAAAAUUAACUGUGCCCUUUAAAAUAGGUUAAUGACUAUAGUUUCAUAAUUCCAGAGGUUUGUGGAGAAAAGACCCGAAAUGUAUGAUUUUUGUAAAGUUCAGUUAUAUUUAGGGUAAGAAACUGUUAGUCACGUUGGCUCGACGGGGUGGUACUUCGUAGAAACGAGGUGGUUCCCUGGGCCCUGGGAAUGGCUGCAAUCCUUUCAUCAACUGUGCAGAAGACGGGGUACUGACUGGGCCCGGCUAGAUGGCUAGGGGAAGGGAAGGGAAGAAAGGGAGAAGCAGAAUGUCAGUCUUUUUCAGAAAGAAAUGAAGGAUGGAAAGCUCUCUGCCCUCAUCCUGACAGGAACAGCGUUCUGAAGAGAAAUUCUAAACAGUCUGCGUCUCCGUCAGGGCUGGCCAGGUAUGGAAGAAAGCGGUGUUGCCAUGUUGGUGCCAGAUAUCGGGGAACAGGAAGCAGUAUUGACUGCUGAAACCGUCAUCAGUUCCCUGGAAAUUGAUGAGCCGAGAAAAGCUAAAACAGACCCAUUAAUCCAUGUUAUCCAGAAGUUAAGCAAGAUCGUGGAACAUGAAAAGUCACAAAAAUGUCUUUUAAUUGGGAAAAAACGCUCACGUUCCAGUGGUGCAACGCGCUCUCCUGAAGCCCAAGAGCCCUGUGAGGUUCCAGCUAAGGUGGCCCAGCCGCCUGCUACCACCGACGCAGGGGCCGAGGACCCGCAGGCACCCAGCACCCCAGGUGCCCCCGCCCAGAACGAUGGGAAGCCCAUGUCCUACCAGUGCAGCCUCUGCCAGUUUCUGUCGCCGUCGUUCCCUGUGCUGAAGGACCACGUCCGGCAGCACGGCCAGCAGAACGAGGUGCUGCUCAUGUGCUCUGAGUGCCACGUCACGUCCAAGAGCCAAGAGGAGCUGGAGGCUCACGUGGCAACGGGCCAUGAGGACGAGGCCAGCAGUCGUCCUCAGCCUGGACUCCCCCAGAGCAUGAGCCCCUCCAGCUCCGUGGGCCCCAGAGCCACAGAGACAAGCCGUGAAACGCCUCCUGACGUCCCUGUCGGGGUGAACAGCCCACCAGCCCCCGGCCCCCGCACAUCCGUGGCAGACGUUGGGCGGGGCAAGUGGUACGCCUACGAGCAGUACGGCCUAUACCGCUGCCUGUUCUGCAGCUACACGUGCGGCCAGCAGAGAAUGCUGAAGACGCACGCAUGGAAGCAUGCCGGGCAAGUGGACUGCUCCUACCCGAUAUUUGAGAAUGAAAACGAGCCCCUGGGCCUCCUGGAGUCCUCGGCGGCUGCACCUGGCGGGCUAGACGCUGUGGUCAUCGCCAUCGGAGACAGCGAGCUGAGCAUCCACAAUGGCCCCGCCGUGCAGGUGCAGAUCUGCAGUUCAGAUCCCCUGUCCCCUGCAUGUCCCCUAGCGCAGGGCGCCGACGCGGCUGUGGGUGUCGGGGGGGCGGCGGCCCUGGAGCCCCAUGAGGAGGAAGUGCUCGAGGUGAUUUCCGAGGCGGAGGACAGCCUGGCGGCCGACAGCCUGCUCUCAUCAGCACAGAAGAUUGUCAGCAGUGGCCCUAAUCAGCAGGGCCACGUGAACGUGAUCGUGGAGCGCCUGCCAAGCGCUGAGGAACCGCUCUCUGGGCGGAGUUUCCUCGUGGGCGCUGACAUGGACGAGGGGAGCAGCCUGACGCCCACAGAGGCCCAAGGCGGUGACGCAGGAAGAGGUGAUGGUCCUCAUGCUGGGAAGUGCACUGUGGACAUCGGGGGGCUGAUCCUUGGCUGGAGCAGCGCGGAGGGUACAGACGGUGAAUUCCUGCGGAAGGGGCUAGACCCCGAUGAGAACGCGCCCCCGGGCCGCAGGAGGACCAAUUCCGAGUCUCUCCGACUGCACUCGCUAGCUGCCGAGGCCCUGGUCACCAUGCCCAUAAGAGCUGCCGAGCGGGCGAGAGCCAGCCUCCUGGAUCCAGACACCGGGCAGAGGCAGGUGGAGAGCACAUUGGCGGUGUAUUCUAAAAUGAUGUCGCCGCUCAGAAACGCUCCCGGUGGAUUAACUGGUUUUAGCCAGAGCAGCUCUGCGCUGGUGGCACUCCCAGGGGGCAGGCAGGAGCUGUCUGGCGGGCAAGUGAAGACGGGCAUCAGCACAUCCUUGCUCACCGUGAUCGAGAAGCUGCGGGAACGGACGGACCAGAAUGCCUCGGAUGACGACAUCUUGAAGGAGCUGCAGGACAACGCGCAGUGCCAGCCCAGCAGCGACCCCAGCCUGCCGGGAGGCAGUGUCGUGGAGUACGUCCCCAGCGCAGAGCGGCCCUACCGCUGCCGCCUGUGCCACUACGCCAGCGGGAACAGGGGUUACAUGAAGCAGCAUCUGCGGGUGCACCGACAGAGGCAGCCCUACCAGUGUCCCAUCUGCGAGCACGUCGCCGACAGCAGCAAGGCCCUGGAGAGUCACAUGAUCGGCCACUGCAAGGCCAGGCUGCACCAGUGCCGGCGCUGCGAGGGCACGUUCCAUUACAAAAGUCAGCUGAGGAACCAUGAGAGAGAGCAACACAGCGUUCCAGACACGGCCAUGUCGACAGGGACCCCCAGUGAGCCAAGAGUGUCCAGCGAGCCAGCUGGGGGGACACGUGCUCAGGAAGAGAAUAAGUCUUCAGUCCAGAAACAGUACAGAUGUGACGUGUGUGAUUAUACAAGUACAACGUACGUUGGCGUCAGAAACCACAGACGGAUCCACAACUCGGAUAAGCCGUACAGGUGCUCGUUGUGUGGCUAUGUCUGCAGCCACCCCCCUUCCCUGAAGUCCCACAUGUGGAAGCAUGCGAGUGACCAGAACUACAACUACGAGCAAGUGAACAAGGCCAUUAACGAUGCCAUUUCACAGAGUGGCAGAGUUCUAGGGAAAUCCCCGGGAAAGCCUCCACUAAACAGCAGUGAGGAAAUUCCUGGUCCCCUCCCUGGAACUCCAGAAAACUUGCCGUCGCCCCCGGAGCUGGUCUCCCAGGCCCCCAGCGACAGUGAGAAACUGAGCCCCUCGAGCGAUCCCACCGCCGACAGUUCAGAAAAACCCACGAGCACGGCCCCUCCUGGGAUGGAGUAUUGCGUUCUACUCUUCUGUUGUUGUAUUUGUGGUUUCGAAUCGACCAGCAAAGAAAACCUGUUGGAUCACAUGAAAGAGCACGAGGGUGAGAUUGUCAACAUCAUCCUCAGUAAGGAGCAUAGCACGACCCUGGACACGAAUUAGACACGCAGUCCUUGGAGGGGCGCCCUUUAGAGGCGUUUCACCGUGGCCGUCCAGUGACCCGCUAGACAGAAGAGAAAUAGUUGGUGUGGUUUUUAAGGAAAUGACACAUGGCUUUGGAACCAAAUCUGUAAUGUACUAAAAGGGAUUCCAAUGGGUACGUGGUAGUAACAUUAUAUUUAAACAUUCUGAGUGAGGGAAAUGGGUUGAGGAGGGAGGAGAGAUGUAACCCCGUAUGAACCCUCUGCCACCUCUGCUCAGGGUUGAGCGCAUUUGUUACCAAAAGCUUAUUGGAGUGGAGCGGCACAGGCAGAAAGUUGAGGAAGGGUUUGCAGGAACUAUUCUAAAACUUAUCAAAGGGUCACAGUCUUCAGCAGAGCUCGGUUUUCUUCCUUCUCCAUUCUGACGUGCCAGCUCUGGAAUGACAGGCCUCCUGGGGGAAGUGGGAGGCAGUGGGAGGAAAAGAGGGUUUGGAGAUAAUCUGCCUAAAUCCUUCCCCGAACGGAUGGGAAGUAGUCAUAUACUCAAUCUAAGAGAUACUGCUUUAGUCCUUAAGAAAAGACGUCUGCAUCUAAAUUUAGAAUGUACAUAGGCGUUUAAGCAGUAAAUUUUUUGUCCUCACUUUACAGAGCAUUUCCUGUGGGCACAGGAAGAAAUAGGUGAAUCCCCACCAGACUCAAACCAAAUCUCAAGGUUGAGGAAAACGGAACUGAGCACAGUGCAGGUACUUCCCGAAGGUUCUGGUCAGUGCUUGACGGAUCCCCACAGUUGUCUAGAAGGUUACACAAGGCUCCCAACCAUCUGUCCUGAACUAGAGCAGGCUUUUAUCUGAAAGAGUCUAGGAAAGCAACAAAGUACGAAAAUUUGCAUUUGAUCAGCAGAACUUGGAAAUUGAGGUGUUUUAAAUCGAAAAUAAAAAUCAGUGGGGGAAGAGGAGCGAGGUCCAGAAGCCCCUGAAGGCGAGCGCUGCUACUGAGAUUUUACUUCCUGGGUUUAGUAAGUCGUUCCACUUAGCAUAAGAGGAAAACCAAAUGUGGCUAAAAUCGAAUGAGAAUUCAGGUUGUUAUAAACUUUUAGGAACAAACAGCAUUUGGCAAGUCUCCGGAGUUUCUCCCAUCUAGGAAAUGAGCUCCAUUUUCUUGGCAUGCAGGAAGGCCUGACAUUAAAAUGCCAGGAAGUAGGUGUGAUCUCAUUAAUUACACAUUUUGUAUUUUAAUGUAUUUCUGAGUGAAGAGAACAGGGUUUUUUGUUUGGGUUUUGUAGCUUGAUCAUUAUUUAUGCAUUGUUUGUUGAAUGCGUUGUGCCCACAGUCAGGUGGGUGCCACGGUGCCUGCCCUCACGGUGCUGCUGUUUCUGAACUGGCGGCAGGAAGCUGCCUGCUGGAGCCUAGGCCGGGACUCUGGCAAACAGGAAACACUGAGAGCAGGGUUUUUAAUGGGGUUCUGUGUGGACUCAGUCAGGGGAGCGUUCUCUCCCCAAAGUCCAGGUGUGAAUUGAAUGAAUUAACAUUUUAAGGUAGCAUUUGGAGUGAUCUGAGCGGCGCCAGGCAUCUUGAAGCACUGUCUGAUCUGUUUUUCUAAUCUCAUUUUCAUGAUGAUAUUUAAACACAAUUGAUUGUAACUUUGCAGCUCUUUAAUUUAGGUUGCUUUAAUUUAUUUAUGAGAGUUCAUCCAUUUUCUGGUUUUUAAAAAGAUAGAAUGAAUUUAUAUGUAGUAAAUUAUAUUCCCCAAAUCCGCUGCAUGUGGAUAUACAUUCAUUUUCUCCUGUUUUAAGAAUUAAAACAAUUAUAUUUCAUUUCAAAUUUAAAUAAAAUGUUUUAAACGGUUCCAUUAUUAUCACUUACAUUGUUGCCCCUCAGUCAGUCCUUUCAUUGCUGGUAGCUGUGACUCUGUUUCUUUGUAAAAAUACUACUCUGAAAAUUAACAACCUUAGAAAAAUUUUUUUAUAAAUUUCCUUGUCUUUAAUUUUAUAUAAUCAUUUGGAAAGUACUAAUAACCAAAAAAAUCCCCAAAAUUCCAAUGGUGAAGUUUUUACAUUACCUUUCUUCAUUUUCUUAAACCACUUCCUCUGAUUGUGACUUAAACACUCCGUUUGGAAUCACGAAUUUAAAUUUCCCCUGGCUCAUGGGGAGAAAAGUAACCCAGAAGUUCAGUCUUUAAACAUUCGUGUGAUUCUGGCCUGGAAUGUCCUUACCAGCUUCCUCCCAGCCUGUAGGAGGGCCCACACGGCUGGGACAGUCUGCUCCCUCCCAGACCGCGUUGUGGCAAGCGUG